Molecule: messenger RNA, 3365 nt
Organism: Actinia tenebrosa (Australian red waratah sea anemone)
Lineage: Eukaryota; Metazoa; Cnidaria; Anthozoa; Actiniaria; Actiniidae
Biological process (GO): regulation of DNA-templated transcription; regulation of cell cycle
Cellular component (GO): nucleus
Source: RefSeq, a predicted model, not a curated record
CGCAUGCGCAUAGUCAUCCCAAUCCAAGAUGGUGGAUUUGUUUUGGGUGAAAAUGUCGACAUUCUGGUUCCAUUUAACCCUUUAUUCCUCAUAGAUAUGGAUAAACCAAACAUACAGCUGUCUACAUCGAUAUCUCCUAGUGCUUUGGAUUCGUUUUCUUUGYCUUCAGGGAAUCAAGGAGAGAUUGGAGGCGCGUCUCUUUUUCCUUACCUCGACCAGAUGUCUAGUCUACAUCAAACACCCUUGGACAAUAACGAUGAAGAAAUGCCAAAACCUGACCUUACAGCCAGGACACUACUUGAUGCUGCAGAGAAAGUGCUAAUAGCUGAAGGAGGAAAAUUACACAUCAAAGAUUUAGAAGAAAAGAUGGUGGAAUAUGGCCUUAUACCUCAAAGUGCCAAAUCUCUUGCCAAUCUGGAGUCAAUCCUCUAUAAAGAAACAUUUAAUGAUCAUUCAAAGUUUAAAAGAAUUGAAGGUCGUUUAGGAUGGUUUGCCCUUCUGGAUGUUGAUGUUGAUGAUAUAGAAUCAGAUGGCAGCUCAGAUUCAGGAGAAGAUCAGUCAGAGAGUAUGGAUAACUAUAGUAUUAAUGCAUCACCAAGAUCAAAGGUAGUUAAAGCAAGCAAUCAUCAUGACUACAAAAGCAAGUACUACUCUUUAAGAAAAAUGGUCAAGGAACUCAUAUUUUUAAAUGCUGCUGCGUGUGACGAUGUUACAAGAACAGAAGCCAAGUUGACAAGAGCUAAAGCAGAAAGAAAGUUCUUGUUGAAAAGGCUGUUUCAGUACCAAGCUGCUACAGAAGCAGGUGUCUUACAGCCCCAUGGUAUUAGUUCCUUACCUCAAGAUGCACCUGCACCAAUAAUGUUCCCUGAUGUCCCCUUAGAAAAACACAAACCACAAACUAAAAUGAAAGUCAAAAAAUCAUUAACAAAAGGAAAAGAAGAGAAAGGAAAUGCUGUUAAGGGACUAGGGCAGCAUUUGAAGACUAAGAAUGCACUACAGGCAAAACUAACUUCUCAAGCAAGAAACCUUGCAAAGCUAGCAGUACAACAGAAAGCAUCUGGAAGCAGCAAGCCUGUGGCUCAAAACAAAUCUCCUUCACAAAACAAGACAACAGCAGCAGAAAAAGAACCAGUACAAGCUAAAACAGUAACACAAGCCAAGCAAGUAGUACAAAACAAAACUACCCAGCCACCAAAGACUGCUAUACAGUUAACAGAAGUUCCUCCUAUACCCGGUGCUAAGGAUAAGAAAACUGACAAACCAAAGACUUCAAGACCAAAAUCUAAGAAACCAAAGAUGUCUGUAAGUCCACAAGCCACACCUGAUGCUACUGCCCCAGCACAAGCUGGUGAAUCUUCAAAACCAAAAAGAAAGAAGCCAGGCACUGCAGUCAAAAGGAAAGUACAACCAAUCCCAGUGGAUGCUAAAGGAAAGCCUAUAUUCCCUAUAAUAUUGGGUGGACUGACAGUGCACAGUCUUGGUGAGAUAGUCUGGGACAGACCAGGAUUUCACUCAGAACGAUACAUAUGGCCAGUAGGGUACUGUAGUUCGAGGACCUACCCAAGCAUAAGAGACCCUGAUAAAAAAUGUCUUUACACGUGCAAGAUUCUGGAUGGAGGAUUUGGACCACAGUUUGAGAUGUGUCCUGAAGAUGACGCAGACCAUCCCAUCAAUGCAUCAUCUGCUACAGCUUGUCACUGUGUUGUACUAAAAACCCUUAAUAAAGCCAGAGGACGUGAUGCUUCCAAUACUGGAUCAGGGCCAGAGUUCUUUGGCUAUUCUCAUCCAACUAUUCAAUACCUCAUUCAAAACCUGCCAGGGUCUAAAAAAUGUAAUAAGUACCAGUGGGUCAAGUUUGAACUACCAAAACCUCAAAGCAAGCAAGAAAGAAAUAGCAAAACACCAACAACACUAGAACCACAUCAAAGAUCGUGCCUGGGUGGCAAGCUAACAUCUGCGUGCAGUCUUUCCAUGGAUAAUCAAGACAAUCAGUUCUCUCCACCUCAAGAACCCAGGCACUUAUCGUCGUCAUCCAGCCAGGAAGGACUGGGACUGGGUGAUGACAGCAUACCGAUGGAUCAGGAUGAUAGUAAUCUAACAUUACAGUCAACCGCUAUGUCUGAUACUGAGGAUAACAUAUUCGAAGAUAUUGGGAUUCCUACGUCACUAGGACCGCUGACCCUUGCAUCAUCCAGCGCUACGUUAUCCUCACAACGCAUUCCCAGUCCCCUCUCACCUACAAGUCAGCUGACUGGUAUUGGGGCUGAGAACGAUAUUGAUCCAGAUAUGGGUCCAUUGAUGUCGUCACCUACAAGUAAUAGCUUCUCUUCAACAUUGCCAAUCACCUUGUCACCUCCCUCUCUCACAUCACCUUCCUCCACUGCUACAGGCAAUGGCUCUUUUGUCAUUCCUCCAACAUCGCCAUUGUUCGGUAACAGUUCGGGAUUCUCGUCAUCUGUGCUUCCAGACUUACCGAAAUAGAAUGACUAUAUAAUUCAGUCAUAACGAACGCUGCCCGAACGCCGCUCCAUAGUAGUUCGGGAUUAUCCUUCAUCUUUACUUCUUGACUAACCAAAUAGAAUGACUGUAUAACUCAGUCAUAACGAAUGCUGCCCGAGCGCUGCUCGCUAGUAGUUCGGGAUUUUCCUUCAUCUUUACUCCUUGACUUAUACCAAAUAGUUUAGACUGUAUAACUCAGUCAUAACGAACUCAGUCAUAACGAACGCUGCCCGAGCGCUGCUCGCUAGUACUUCGGGAUUCUCCUCAUCUUUACCCCUUGACUUACCAAUAUAGUAUAGACUGCAUAACUCAUUCAUAACGAACGCUGCCCGAGCGCUGCUCGCUAAGAUGUAGAGAGGAAGACGAGCAUUAUGAUGACGUUGAAGUCGAGAAAAGAAAGGGAGCCGACAACAUAACGAAAGGAUAAACACAAGUAUAUUGAGAAGGAAUGUAUCAUUUGUUAUUGCGCUAAACCAAGAAAGAAAAGAAAUACUAUAAUAAGCUAACACCGAAUUGUAAUGGGAUGACUCAGCUAAAUGAAUAAGCAAUGCAAAAGUUUAAAGGCUCAAUUGGGCUUAUCCUUUCUCCAGCAGGUCUAACUUGAAUAAGAACAAGACUUUACAGURAGGACAAUUAAUAUUGAUCAGCGUUGCUAUACCAACCAACUGUUUGGUUUUGCUAAGUAUACGUUUGGAUUCGCCCAUGGUCAAAUAUACUAAACUGACUAUUUGGCCAUAAAUGGUGUCUAUUGUAGAGAAGGUAUCUAUACUUAGAGCCGUGAUUUUUCUCAAACAGCGAGACAGUUUCUAGUAGUUAGUGUAUAUAUAAUAGUCAAAUAGACGAUUAAAAAAAACAAUAGUAUCGAC